Molecule: messenger RNA, 2976 nt
Organism: Brienomyrus brachyistius
Lineage: Eukaryota; Metazoa; Chordata; Actinopteri; Osteoglossiformes; Mormyridae
Product: cytochrome P450 2K1-like
Exons: 9
Coding region: 319-1824 (501 amino acids)
Biological process (GO): xenobiotic metabolic process
Cellular component (GO): cytoplasm; intracellular membrane-bounded organelle
Molecular function (GO): oxidoreductase activity, acting on paired donors, with incorporation or reduction of molecular oxygen, reduced flavin or flavoprotein as one donor, and incorporation of one atom of oxygen; heme binding; iron ion binding
Source: RefSeq, a predicted model, not a curated record
UUGUACUCUCUGGACCUGAAAUCUCCGCCUCUGCUUUCCAUGCAUGUUUGCAUGUGUCUGGCUUCAUGUUUACUGUUGGUUGCACUGCUGGUUAAGAAUCUAAUGGAAAACAUACAAAGAAAAAACGUGCAAAGGACAUUUUUCUAAUAUCUCUGGCUCCUGUGUUUUCACUGUUUAAUGCAAAAACACACAGGUACCACGUACAGACUUAUAUAGAUCUUUUCUCCUCCUACUGAAUGUCCAGCCCCUAGAAGGUGUGGUCUUCUCAUCUUUCAGAACUAAAUAUGCUUGUCAAAGACAGAAUAUCACAGCUCAGCUAUGGCUCUGGUGCAGGAACUUGUACAAACCCCCAGUGUUUUCACCCUUGUUGCUGCCCUGCUGGUUCUUCUUGUCUUCUGUCUUCUGUCCACCAACCACAAGGGAAAGGAGCCUCCAGGACCCAGAGCUUUGCCUCUCAUAGGAAACCUGCUGCAGCUGGACCUCAAGAGGCCCCAUCUCUCCCUCGGAAAGCUAUAUAAACAGUAUGGAUCUGUGUUUACCGUGUACUUCGGCCCCAAGAAGGUGGUGGUGCUCGCGGGCUACAGGACAGUGAGAGAGGCCCUGGUUAACCAUGCAGUGGAGUUUGGAGACCGGGAGAUGCAGCCAGUGUUUCAUGAUUUCUCCCAUGAACACGGAGUCCUAUUUGCCAAUGGAGACUCAUGGAAGGAGAUGAGGCGCUUUGCACUAUCAACCCUUCGUGACUUUGGGAUGGGAAAACGAGGGAUUGAGGAGAAAAUUGUUGAGGAGAUCCACUACAUGACAGAGGUGUUUGCCAACUUUACAGGCAAACCAUUUGACACCACUGAAGCACUGAAUCACUCAGUCUCCAACAUCAUCUCCUCCAUCGUCUACGGCAACAGGUUUGAAUAUGACGACCCAGAGUUCCAGAAGAUGGUCUAUCUGGCAAAGCAACGUAUCAAGCUCACCGGCGAUCCUGCCAUUAAUCUGUACAACAUGUUUCCAAGGUUGCGCCCUUGGCUGAAGGUAUGGACCACCCUGAUGAACACUAUUGAGGUCAGCUUGGAGCAGGAGAGAGGACUUAUAAGGAAACUCCAGGAAACUCUGAAUUCUGAGGACAAGAGAGGCUUUGUAGAUGCCUUCCUUCUCCGACAGCAGGAAGUCAAGAAGUCUGGGGAGCAAGUUUCUCAGUACUAUCACGAGAAGAACCUUCUCUACACCGUGAGCAACCUUUAUGCAGCUGGAACUGACACCACUGCGACCACACUGCGUUGGGGGCUGCUGUUUAUGGCCAAAUACCCCCAUAUCCAAGACCGUGUACAGGAGGAGCUGGACAGGGUCAUUGGGGGUCGGCAGACUCGAGUGGAGGACAGGAAGAACCUGCCGUAUACUGAUGCUGUGAUCCAUGAGAUACAGAGGAUGGGCAACAUAAUUCCACUAAAUCUCCCACAUGUCACAAGCUGUGACGUGGUCUUCCAGGGAUACCACAUCCGGAAGGGAACUGUGAUCAUUCCAUUCUUGACAUCUGUCCUAAGAGAUGAGAGUGAAUGGGAGAGUCCCAAUACCUUCAACCCCGGCCACUUCCUGGAUGAUCAUGGUCGGUUCGUAAAGAAGGAUGCCUUCAUGCCCUUCUCUGCAGGACGCCGAGUAUGCCUUGGAGAGAGUCUGGCCAGGAUGGAGAUCUUCCUCUUCUUCACCUCACUCCUGCAGAAGUUCAGGUUCACUCCACCUCCUGGGGUGUCCGAAUGUGAUCUGGACCUCACUCCAACUGUUGGGUUGGUCGUCAGCCCCCCCGCACAUAAACUGUGUGCUGUAAGCCGGGCUUGAAGCUGCUGAACCCUGAUGGUUUUUAUGGAGCUGAACUGCAACAUAAUCAUACUCCAGAUGGCUCUAACAGUCACUGUAGAUAAAACAUAAAAUUCAGCUAACAGAGAUGCCUACCUACCGGUCUAUCUGCCUACCUACCGGUCUAUCUGCCUACCUUCCAGUCUAUCUGCCUACCUUCCGGUCUAUCUGCCUACCUACCGGUCUAUAUGCCUACCUUCCGGUCUAUCUGCCUACCUACCGGUCUAUCUGCCUACCUACCUACUGACCCACCUGCAAGAAUGUAGUGUAAAGUAAUAGGGAUGUAUGAGGCAAAUAUUCCUCACUAGGAAUUAUGCAUAGAAUUAAAACUACAGAGUUUGUAUUCUUUUCCAAAAAGGCUCUCAUCAUAUGUGACAACUAAAUAGCAACUCAAAACAACUAAAUAGCAUAACAUCUUAAUAUUAUCUGGUUAAUGACCAUUUAAGUGUGUGGAGCACUUUGUAUUAUAUGCAUUGCUAUUUGUAGCCAGUUUCCCCCGUAUAAUAUGACCUGUACUGGGAAGUCGCAGUUGUAUUUUGAACUGACUGUUCUGGGGACCAGUAGCUUGCUGACCAUCUCCCUUCUGACUGACUAGGUUGGGCGGGGGGGUCUAUUGAUAAUAGAAUAGCUGGGGGGGAGGUCCGGUACCAGCAAGCAAUUGGUGAAACUGAAGAAGUCUUAAACCUAUUCAUUCCUCCGCCCCUGUGCACCACCAGGACCCGCUAAAGCCUGGUGUCCCUGGUGUUCCUGGUGUCCCCGCUAAAGUGUCCCUGCCAGGCCACUACUUUCUGCAUGCCUUUCUCUGCCGCCUGCAUUGUGACUAGAUACCAUUCUUUUACCAGAUGAAUUGACUGGCCUUGAUGAUCAUUUUAAUUUGAUACGUUGAAUAUCCUGAUUAUACUGCUAGUUUUAUAAAGUUCAUUUUGAUGGUACAUGGUCCCUCCAUGGUAUUCACUCUGUAAUUCUGUUGUCCGGGACAGACACCAUGUAAAAAUUUAAGAAAAGCCUUUGUAGUGUGAUAGUUUAGAUUUUUAUCAUUUACUGGUCGAUAGUUCUUGUGAAAGUUGAUACGUUUUCACUGAGGAUUUGAUCAAUUUGAAUUCAGAUAUUAAUAAAAAAAAGUUUUGUAAAAUA